Molecule: messenger RNA, 1891 nt
Organism: Setaria italica (foxtail millet)
Lineage: Eukaryota; Viridiplantae; Streptophyta; Magnoliopsida; Poales; Poaceae
Product: cytochrome P450 72A15
Exons: 5
Coding region: 82-1659 (525 amino acids)
Molecular function (GO): oxidoreductase activity, acting on paired donors, with incorporation or reduction of molecular oxygen; monooxygenase activity; heme binding
Source: RefSeq, a predicted model, not a curated record
UUCGUGCUGCUUCCUUGCUAUCACCACCACCAAGUGCGCCCUCUCAAAAAGAAAAAGAAAAACAAGCGCGCCAAGAAGCCAAUGGCGACUCGAGCUCUGCUGCUGCUACGAGAGGCCCCGCCGUGGGCCGUGGCUGGCGCGGCGGCGGCCGUGGCGCUGCUGUGGCUAGCGGCCUGGACUCUCGAGUGGGCGUGGUGGACUCCGCGGCGGCUCGACCGGGCCCUGCGUGCCCAGGGCCUCAAGGGCACCAGGUACCGCCUCUUCACCGGCGAUGUGAGGGAGAACGCCCGGCUCAACCGCGAGGCGCGGACGAAGCCGCUCCCGCUUGGAUGUCACGACAUCAUCCCCCGCGUGCUGCCGAUGCUCCACAAGGUCGUUAAGGAGAACGGGACUGUGUCAUUCACUUGGUUUGGCCCAACCCCGAGGGUGAUGAUUCCAGACCCAGAAUCAGUAAAAGAGGUUUUGUCUAACAAGUUUGGCCACUUUGGCAAACAACAGUUUAGCCGUGCUGGCAAGUUACUAGGAGACGGGGUCGCGAAUCAUGAAGGCGAGAAAUGGGCAAAGCACAGGAGAAUUCUCAAUCCUGCAUUCCACCAUGAGAAAAUAAAGAAGAUGCUGCCUGUAUUUGCUACCUGUUGCGUCGAUGUGAUUAACAGAUGGGAAAAUUCAAUGUCUUCCGAGGGAUCUUCUGAGAUAGACAUCUGGCCUGAGUUCCAGAAUCUUACGGGCGAUGUUAUCUCACGAACCGCAUUUGGCAGCAGCUAUCAGGAGGGCAGGAGAAUUUUCCAGCUUCAAGGAGAGCUAGCUGAACGCCUUAUACAAUCAUUUCAAGCAAUAUUUAUCCCAGGCUACUGGUUCUUGCCCACCAAAAAUAACAGAAGGAUGAGAGAAAUUAAUCGAGAGAUCCACAAAAUUCUGCGUGAAAUAAUUGGGAAAAGAGAGAAGGCUAUGAAAAAUGGCGAAACAAAUAAUGAUGACUUGCUGGGCUUGUUACUGGAGUCAAACAUGAGGCAAUCAAAUGGGAAUGCAAAGCUAGGAUUGACAACAGAACAUGUGAUUGAGGAAUGCAAGCUCUUUUACUUUGCUGGUAUGGAGACAACAUCAGUCCUGCUUACUUGGACUCUUGUUGUGCUAAGCAUGCACCCAGAAUGGCAAGAGCAAGCAAGAGAAGAAGUAUUGAACCACUUCGGAAGAGCUAGACCAGACUUUGAGAGCUUGAACCGCUUGAAGAUUGUAACCAUGAUUUUGUACGAGGUCCUCAGAUUGUACCCACCUGUAGUCCUAUUAAGCAGAAGAACUUACAAGGGAAUGGAGCUCGGUGGCAUCAAAUAUCCAGCAGGCGUGAACCUUCUCCUGCCCAUAAUCUUCAUUCACCAUGAUCCCAACAUCUGGGGAAAAGACGCAGGCAUGUUCAAUCCAGAGAGGUUCGCCGACGGCAUUUCCAAUGCCACCAAGCACCAAGCCGCCUUCUUCCCAUUUGGAGGCGGUCCCCGGAUCUGUAUUGGCCAGAACUUCGCGUUGCUGGAAGCGAAGAUGGCGCUGUGCACCAUACUCCAGCGCUUCUCAUUUGAGCUCUCGCCGUCCUACACUCACGCGCCGUACACUGUGAUAACUUUGCACCCUCAGCAUGGUGCUCCAAUCAGGCUGAAGAAGCUUUGACCACGGUGAUCAUGCUGGAUGGCAAAGUCUCAAUACCACUACCAUAUAGUGACUGUACAUGUAUAUGAUGUUUAAAAUUCGACGCUUGAUCUGAAUUACGAGUGCAGAGUGUGUAUGAAUGGAGAAAUUGGUUGAUGUACAUAUUGCAGCUCUCAGUUUAAUUGAUGGAACAGUUAUACCCUGCCCAUAUCCUUUCUAAUGGAGCCGAGCUCACGGGGCUGCAUUUUCUGUU